Molecule: messenger RNA, 3819 nt
Organism: Scophthalmus maximus (turbot)
Lineage: Eukaryota; Metazoa; Chordata; Actinopteri; Pleuronectiformes; Scophthalmidae
Product: sarcoplasmic/endoplasmic reticulum calcium ATPase 2
Exons: 24
Coding region: 544-3738 (1064 amino acids)
Biological process (GO): calcium ion transmembrane transport; intracellular calcium ion homeostasis
Cellular component (GO): membrane
Molecular function (GO): P-type calcium transporter activity; ATP binding; ATP hydrolysis activity
Source: RefSeq, a predicted model, not a curated record
UACGAAAAUACCUUGAAACAAUUAAUUCCGUAAAAUAUAUAUCCAUACUGUAUCACGACUGUAGCGUUUCUCAGGGAGUAGCCUUCAUUCUGCAAGUGAAAACCGGACGUGGCUCUUUUUGAUCCCUGGAUGACUUGACAUAAACGGAUGCUGUAUCCUGUAGCUCUGACCCGCAGAGAUUUUUUUUGCAGCCAGGAUAAAGAUCCCACACUGUGGGGAUAAAUUAGUCUUAAAAACAGUUUGCCUUAAUUUUUUAAAAUAUAUAUAUAUAUAAAUAUAUAUAAUAAUUGUAUCUCAGAAAUCAUAUUGUUCCAGCGGAGAUGUGCUGAUGAUUUCUCACCCAGCGGCGGCUGUCAGAGAACAUAACUCCUGUACAAACUAUCCCUCGGACACAUCGUUAUCCUCUCCUCGUCGCUGCCGCGCGGCGUUUUCAUCCCCGAGCGCGAGUUGCCGUGAUUCACCCGGACCGAAGUGUUGAUACGCGGAGGAAGCGACCGACCGACCGACCGUCGACACACACACACACGGUGCAGACCGACCGUGAUGGAUAAUGCUCAUACCAAGACGGUGGAGGAGGUGCUGGGCUUCUUCUAUGUAAACGAGUCCACAGGUUUGAGCUGUGAGCAGCUGAAGAAGAACAGGGAGCGAUGGGGACCCAACGAACUACCAGCUGAAGAAGGGAAAUCCCUUUGGGAGCUGGUCCUGGAGCAGUUUGAGGAUCUGUUGGUCCGAAUCUUGCUGCUGGCUGCGUGCAUUUCCUUUACUCUGGCUUGGUUCGAAGAAGGGGAAGGAACGAUCACAGCCUUCGUUGAACCCUUUGUCAUCCUCCUCAUCCUCAUUGCCAAUGCUAUCGUCGGGGUCUGGCAGGAGCGCAAUGCUGAGAAUGCCAUUGAGGCCCUCAAGGAGUACGAGCCAGAAAUGGGCAAGGUCUACCGACAGGACAAGAAGAGCGUCCAGAGAAUCAGAGCACGGGACAUUGUCCCUGGGGACAUUGUGGAAGUUGCAGUCGGUGAUAAGGUCCCAGCUGACAUCAGGCUGACGUCCAUCCGUUCCACCACGCUGAGGGUGGACCAGUCCAUUCUGACAGGGGAGUCCGUUUCCGUGAUCAAACACACGGACCCGGUACCAGACCCCCGAGCGGUCAACCAAGACAAGAAGAACAUGCUCUUCUCUGGCACCAACAUUGCAGCAGGGCGCGCCAUCGGGGUUGUCGUGGCAACAGGGGUGCAGACAGAGAUUGGUAAAAUUCGUGACGAGAUGGCGUCCACAGAUCCUGAGAGGACCCCACUGCAACAGAAACUGGACCAGUUUGGAGAGCAGCUGUCUAAAGUUAUCACUUUGAUCUGCGUGGCAGUGUGGGCCAUCAAUGUGGGACAUUUUAAUGAUCCUGUGCAUGGAGGCAGCUGGCUGAGAGGAGCAGUAUAUUACUUCAAGAUUGCUGUGGCUCUGGCUGUGGCUGCCAUACCAGAAGGCCUCCCAGCAGUCAUCACCACCUGCCUGGCACUGGGCACCAGGAGGAUGGCCAGGAAGAACGCCAUUGUCCGCAGCCUGCCUUCAGUGGAGACUCUGGGCUGUACGUCUGUUAUCUGCUCUGACAAAACAGGAACCCUGACGACCAACCAGAUGUCAGUGUGCAGGAUAUUUGUAGUGGACAGUGUGUCAGGGCAACACUGCAACCCGAGCGAGUUCACUGUGACUGGAUCUACUUACGCCCCUGAAGGGGAAGUUUUCAAGGACGGCUCCGUGGUGAAGUGCAGUCAGUACGAAGGCCUGGUGGAGAUGGCCUCCAUCUGUGCUCUGUGCAAUGACUCAUCACUGGAUUUCAACGAAGCAAAGGGAGUGUAUGAGAAGGUUGGGGAAGCAACAGAGACUGCCCUCUGCUGCCUGGUGGAGAAAAUGAACGUCUUCGACACCGACCUGAGAGGUUUGAGCCCAGUCGACAGAGCUACAGCGUGCUGCUCUGUGAUCAAGCGGCUGAUGAGGAAAGAGCUAACACUGGAGUUCUCCAGAGACAGGAAGUCCAUGUCUGUCUUCUGUUCCUCCAAUAAACUCAACCGGUCUGCCUCUGGAAACAAGAUGUUUGUUAAGGGAGCUCCAGAGAGCGUGCUGGAGCGGUGUACUCACAUCCGGGUCAGCGGUUCCGCCCGUGUUCCUCUAAAACCAGCAGUUCGAGAGCAGCUCCUGUCCACCGUGCGGGAGUGGGGGUCAGGCCGGGACACGCUGCGUUGCCUUGCUAUGGCAACCAGGGACACACCCCCUGACAUCAAUAGUCUCAACCUGGAGAACUCAGCCACCUUUGCUGAAUACGAGUCGGACCUGACCUUUGUGGGCUGUGUGGGCAUGUUGGACCCCCCCAGGAAAGAGGUACUUGGUGCUGUCCGAAUGUGUCGGCAGGCUGGCAUACGAGUCAUCAUGAUCACAGGUGACAACAAAGGGACAGCGUUGUCCAUCUGUCGGAGGGUGGGGAUCAUCACGGAGCAGGAAGAGGAACAGGGGGGCGCGGUCAUGGGAGGCCUGACAGGGCGGGAGUUUGACGAGCUGCCCCCCCACCUGCAGCGCGAGGCCUGCCGAACGGUGCGGUGCUUUGCCCGGGUGGAGCCGGCGCACAAGAGUCGCAUAGUGGAGUAUCUGCAGAGCUUGAGUGAAAUCACUGCCAUGACGGGCGACGGCGUGAACGACGCCCCGGCGCUGAAGAAGGCGGAGAUCGGCAUUGCUAUGGGCAGUGGCACCGCCGUGGCCAAGUCAGCGUCCGAGAUGAUCCUGGCUGAUGACAACUUCUCCACCAUUGUGGCGGCUGUGGAGGAAGGCCGAGCUAUUUACAACAACAUGAAACAGUUCAUCAGAUAUCUGAUAUCAUCCAACAUAGGAGAGGUGGUCUGUAUUUUCCUGACAGCCGCACUCGGCAUGCCUGAAGCUUUGAUACCAGUCCAACUUUUAUGGGUCAACCUGGUCACUGACGGUUUCCCAGCAACAGCUCUGGGCUUCAACCCCCCUGACCUGGACAUCAUGUCCCGCCCACCUCGCUCCCACAAAGAGCCUCUCAUCUCCAGCUGGUUGUUCUGUCGCUACCUCAUCAUCGGAUGCUAUGUGGGAGCAGCCACGGUUGGAGCGGCUGCCUGGUGGUUUAUGGCAGCCCAUGAUGGACCCAAACUUUCCUUCUAUCAGCUGUCCCACUACCUGCAGUGCGGCGAAGGCCACGUUGAGUUUGCUGGUGUGCAAUGUUCAGUCUUUGAGUCUCCGUAUCCCAUGACUAUGGCGCUGUCCGUCUUGGUUACCAUAGAGAUGUGCAAUGCCUUGAACAGUCUUUCUGAGAACCAGUCCCUGCUGAAAAUGCCUCCCUGGUCAAACCCAUGGCUGGUGGGAGCCAUCUGUCUGUCCAUGGCCUUACACUUCCUCAUUCUAUAUGUAGACCCGCUGCCGGUGAUAUUCCAGAUCCGCCCUCUGUCGUGGCCUCAGUGGGUGGUGGUGCUGAAGAUGUCACUUCCUGUCAUCUUCAUGGACGAGGCACUCAAGUUCCUGGCCCGCAACUACAUCGAGCCGGGAAACCAGCUCCUGUCAUUGGAAGAGGAAGAGGAGCUGCGGGGAAACAGGGCCAGUCCUGGAUUGGUCGGUGCCGUGAUGAGAAGGCUACGCCAGUCGUUGAGGGGUGUGUCUUGGUCGUUCUUCCUGAUCUCCACGCCGCUGGUGAUCUGGAUCUUCAGCCUGGACUCUGAUAUCACUAACAUCUUCUGGGAGUGAUGGGAGAAAGAGAGGACAGGUGGACUGAAGACGACAGAGAGAAGCUAAAGCAGGAGUAAUGAGGGGGGGGGGGGGGGGGGG